AUGAAAUAUCCAGGCGGUAAUCCUUCCACAAUGUUCUGUGAACAGGUCAGCACGGUCACGUCGUUGUUCGAGCAGUGGAACGACUGCGAGCGAACCGUCGUUCUCUAUGCGCUCCUGAAGCGAGUCCCGUCCGUAAAUCUCAAGUUUCUGCAGGUGUCGAUCGACUACAACCUUGCGCAGAAUUGCCCCAGCGAGGUGAAGCUGCACGAGCUGGAAGCACGGGCCAAUGACACGACGCUGCUCCGUAUGCUGGUGCAGAGGUACUACCAGCUAAGUGGUGGUGGCCAUGCCGCUGCUGGUUCCUCGCUCACCGGAGGGCUGCAGCUGAAUAAUAACAACAACAACACAAACAGUGUGAAUAACAAUCUCAAAGCCCAGCCGGAGUCUGCGUCACUGUACGAGCUGCUGAAAAAGUCCAUCACGCAUGGUCCGUCGGGGCACCACCACCACCAGCACCAUCAUCUCGUCAGCAAUAAUCUCCUGUCUCCGUCGUCCAACGAAUCCUCCGUAUCGUCCUCGUCCUUCGAUGACCACGAAGAACGCCCUCCGGAAACGAUGGAAAAUAUCCUGAAGGACAUUCUAAACUAUCUGCCGCUUCUGACGCCGGGCAAUGAUGUUGCCAAGAGCAUGUACAUGUCACUAAUACCGGGCGCAGUGGAGGACGCGUGCCGACAGCUCGUGCCCACCGAGAUCGUCCAGCAGACGCUCUCCUAUCUCCUGAUCCAUCCGGCAAUAACCAACGAUGAUCGCAGAAUUCUGAGCUGCUUGUUGCGGCACUUGGAAGACUUCAUUUCGACGUCUUACGUGCCGGCCACUGGUGAGCGGGUUCCCGCCUCCGUCGGCAAGGGUCGCAACUAUUUUCAACACAACAACAGCGCCACCGUUGCAGGUGGCAACGCACAAGGUCCGUUUCUGUCAACGACGGUCUCCGCGGGAGCGGGCAAAAUUCCGUGGCAACAUGGCACGCUUGGCAUACCGGUGCCACCUCCUUCGACGCAUUCGUCGACACACUCAUUGACUCAAACGCAGAUGGUGCCCUCGGGUGCCUCGCAGAAACACUCUCAUUCCUCGCUGACGACCGGUGGCACAUCGCCACACCCAGCCCCGUGCCAGACGAAGGCCACAACGGCCGCAAUGGGUAGAACCGGCAGUGGCGUGUCGAAUUGGAACUGUACUUCGUCCAGCUCGUCGAGUUCCAGCUCACCAACCAGUUCCAGUUCCUGUCUCGAUAGUGCCGCUUCGCAGCUCCUAAAAUCGUCCACACAACAUCCGCCACCGACGAUUAGCGCCGAUUUUGGUGUUGUCCGUGUUCAGCAGCACCGCACGGGCACCACAGCGGCGCUGAUCGCCUCUAGUCAAACGGGCACAGGAGUCGGGCAGCAGCCGGAAGCAUCGCACCCAAACUCGUCGGUGAUCGCCGGCAACGGGUCCACUACGGUGACCGAUGAUCUCAUAACGGCGGCAACAGAAUCCCUGCUGUACGAUUCCCCGACCGACGACCAUCACGUGUCGUUCAGCAAAAAUGGCACCGAAAUCUUUGACUACGAUUGUGAUUUCGAUCACGAAGACGAAUAUAACUAUCUGAGGCAACGGAAUACGGCCAGUACCACCGCCAGUACCGGUGGCAAAAAGUUGGUCUCCUUCAACAGCAACGUAAGCAACGAUUUUCUAUGCGUUCCGCUGCUGCUCAAUGCCUACGGUGGUGGUGGUGGAACCUCCGGCCUCGACCAUGAUCUGGAUGGUACGCUGAUGAAGACCCGUCGUUCGAACAGCCUAACGACUACGCCUUCGUCGGCCCUGUCCGCGGCAAUGAUUGCCGCCAACUUCGGCGGAAUGCCGGUUGGUGGUGGCGAGAUGCUGUACGCACAGCAAAAGCAAAACAACGAAUGUUUGUCGGCCGAGAACCUGACCAGCCUGCAGAUGCUGCAGAAUAAACCGCGCAGCUUUUCGCUCACGAUGGAGAGUCCCCGGUCGUCGCUCACGUCCAGCGGUUCCGAUACGCAGCUGGACGAGUUCAAGCACCACCACCAGGGACCGGUCGGUCUGAUGAAGCUGUACGGUGGCCAGCCGAACCUUGGGAUGUCGAGCAUUGCGCACUGGCUGAAGAGCCUGCGGUUGCACAAGUAUGUGUGGCUGUUUUCGAACCUCACGUACGAUCAGAUGCUCGACAUCACGGAGGAGUACCUGCAAAAUCUGAGUGUCACCAAGGGGGCUCGCCACAAAUUGGCUCUAUGCAUUCAGAAGCUCAAGGAACGCUUCAGCGUUCUGCGCCAACUGGAGAAGGAUUUACUCGGCGGCCAAACGGCGGGGCCACAACUGGCGACGGUUUUGGAGGAACUGACGAACAUCGUGCUGACGCCGAUGAAGCCGAUCGGUAUCGAUCAGCGUGAGGAUGUUGCGGGACAGUUCGUCAAGGUGUUGGACCUUGUGGGUUCAAUAAUAGUUCUGCGACCGAUCAAUAGCCAGCAGGAUGAAGAGUACCUGAACAUAUUCCUGUGGAUUCUCGAGCGUGCCCUGCACAACGAUGCCUUCGUUGCGCACUUUGUCCAGAUUAAGGACCACAAGUACAAACUGUCGAAGCUGAAGAUGCAGCUCGCACCAAAGAGUGGUCAUUUUCCGAAAAACCUCACUGCUGCCGGUGUCAACAGCAGUAUCAGUAAGCCGAGAUGGCCCGUUAAUAACAAACACAAAAGUGGUGGUGUGCUGAACGAACCACAAACCAAACCGCACCGCAAGAGCUCGAUUCCGUACUUUCUGCCUCCGGGCGGGCAACUUCAGGGAUCGACGGGGCAGCAAUAUUUCCACCAUACCGCGGCCAGUAACGCCAACGGUAGUACGGCCAACUACAACAAGAGCUCUUCGUAUCCCAGCUUCGUUACGACACACGGCAACGGGGUAUCGCUGCACGGUAUGAAACCGAUGGCCACCGGUGGCGGUAGCAACAAUUCGUCUCUGCCGCAGCAACAACAACCGCACCAAAUGCAGUAUCCCCAUGCGUCGGGAAUUUCCAAUCACCAACAUCCGGCCGCGGCAGCAUCGUCGUUGCAACCACCGGCCAUGCAGCAUCCGAACUUUAUGUUCCACCGUCACUCUCUCAGCAACAUAACGCCCCACGGGUCCGGCUCGCUGGUGCCUCCAGUAUUCCUAUCGAACCUCAAUUCCGUAUCGGCCGAAAACUGUAGCGGGGCCGGUGGCGACAGGACGGCACCAUGUGGACCGGCAAGCAAGGCGAGUUCCGGGUCCUCGAUGAACGUCCGGGGUGUCGGUGAUCGACAGAAUGAUCGUGGUGUGAAAAGCAAUGACAGCACCGGCGGCAUUGGUGGUAACAGCAGCAGCAACAACAACGUUGGCCACAACAACAGCAUCGGCGAUAUCAACACGCGGCUCGAGUUUCUCUGCCGCCAGAUGACGGAACAGGCAAUCAACUAAGCGAGGUUAGUGGCCCCCCUAUUUGUUGUGCAUUCUUAGCGGCGCUGGAAUGUCGGAAUGGCGUGGUGAGGCAUUGGAAAUGGUACCAAAAAACAAAACAAGAAAAAACGGUACGAUGUGAUCGUGAUCGUGUUGAUGAUCGAACGGUGAUAUGAGCGAUCGGGCCAGAGGUGUUUAGAAAUGAUCUUAGCAUAAGGCAUAUAUGUAGGCGUGUGUUUGUGGGAACGAAACGACGUGCUAAAGUAGCACCGAUAGGGGCGCAAUCCUUGGGCAAGGCGGACCACUAGUCGCGCGCCCCUUUUCAAAGCAGCAUUGUAGAUGUAAUUAUGUUUUCGAUGUAGUUUUAGGCACAGAGCAGGCACAUAGGCCGAGAAAACUAUUGUUGUUUUCCUUGUUUAUGUCGUAUAGCUGUUGAAAAGUUCAAUUAUCAACCCCCCCAGGCGACGAGAAGGUUUGUCCGUUGAGCAGUGUGUCCUGUGGGGCGAUUUUUCGCUUACCGGAACAGAGCGCAGUCAAGCACAGAGAGAGAGAGAGAGAGAGAGAGCCAUUUACCUCCAUUUGAGUUCCGUUGAAUGGAUAGCACACGAAAGCUGGUCUGGUAAUAGUACCGCAUGCAGUACCGCUUAGUAGAGCUCCGUGUUUUCGAUGUUGGAGUUCAACGAUAGGGUUGAGUGUUAGUCUUUUAAGCAUGACGCACGAUCGGUGAUCGUAAGCGCGACGAGCCGCAUCGUUUCGAGAAGAAACAUAUUGCGGGGACCGAUCGAUCGAUCGAU
This is a messenger RNA of Anopheles cruzii, 4202 nucleotides long. It is a transcript of the gene smg, whose product is annotated as protein Smaug. The transcript is spliced from 5 exons. The record is from RefSeq and is a predicted model, not a curated record. The coding region runs from base 1 to 3429 and encodes 1142 amino acids. Lineage: Eukaryota; Metazoa; Arthropoda; Insecta; Diptera; Culicidae. Gene Ontology annotation, cellular component: P-body. Gene Ontology annotation, biological process: nuclear-transcribed mRNA poly(A) tail shortening; regulation of DNA-templated transcription; negative regulation of translation. Gene Ontology annotation, molecular function: translation repressor activity; mRNA binding; protein binding.